Molecule: messenger RNA, 969 nt
Organism: Anisakis simplex (herring worm)
Lineage: Eukaryota; Metazoa; Nematoda; Chromadorea; Rhabditida; Anisakidae
Source: the annotation of a GenBank genome assembly
AUGGCUGAGCAAAUGCAAUUGAAAGGUACCCUUAAAGGGCACAGUGGAUGGGUUACGCAAAUUGCAACCAAUGCUAAACAUCCGAACAUGAUCAUUUCAUCAUCAAGAGAUAAGUCUAUAAUUGUGUGGAGAUUGGACGGUGAUGAUAUGACAUCAAUGACACAGUUGGGUGGUAAGGCGGAACGUGCACUGACAGGACACGGGCAUUUUGUAUCCGACGUUGUGAUGUCCUCGGAUGGACAGUUCGCCUUAUCCGGCUCAUGGGACAAGACUCUCCGACUUUGGGACUUGACCACUGGUCAAACAUCACGACAAUUCGUCUCGCACACCAAAGACGUGCUCUCAGUGGCAUUUUCGGCUGACAAUCGACAGAUCGUUUCGGGAUCGAGAGAUAAGACGAUCAAGUUGUGGAAUACACUCGCCCAAUGCAAAUAUACCAUCGGAGAAGACUGCCAUACUGACUGGGUAUCGACCGUACGAUUCUCGCCAUCCAGCUCGAACCCUGUGAUUGUGUCGGCCGGUUGGGAUAAGAUCGUUAAAGUGUGGAAUUUGGCAAAUUGCAAACUGAAGACGAAUCAUAUCGGACACAGCGGAUAUAUCAACACCGUCACUGUAUCACCAGACGGCUCGUUGUGCGCUUCUGGUGGAAAAGAUGGAAAUGCGAUGUUGUGGGAUUUGAAUGAAGGCAAACAUUUGUACACUCUCGGUGGAAACGAUGUUAUCAAUGCGUUGGCGUUCUCACCAAAUCGUUACUGGUUGUGUGCUGCGGUUGGACCGGUUGUGAAGAUUUGGGAUUUGGAGGAUAAGAAGGCGGUGGAUGAGCUGAAGUUAGAUGUGAUGAGCGGAUCGAAGUGUGUGCCACAGUGUAUAUCGUUAGCGUGGUCUGCUGAUGGCCAGACCUUAUACGCUGGUUACACUGAUAACGUGAUUCGUGUAUGGCAAGUUUCGGUAGCACAGAUUCGCACCUAA